Molecule: messenger RNA, 1898 nt
Organism: Closterium sp. NIES-67
Lineage: Eukaryota; Viridiplantae; Streptophyta; Zygnematophyceae; Desmidiales; Closteriaceae
Source: the annotation of a GenBank genome assembly
GCCGCCCCAAACCUGAAACAUGAUUUUGAUAAUGAAAGCGCGUUCAGCAAGUUUUGGCUUCGAUCAAUCCAGCUUUAGCAACCUCGACUGACGCCUUUAUAAAACGGUUGAGCCACAUACCACUAUUGUCAGAUACAUUGCGUGCUACUUUUGACACCCCAUUACUGUAGCUCAAUUGCCUCCGUCGAUCGCGCGUUACCGUUGGUGUCCUUCACGCUCCCUUCAGCUACGCCGCGGGCUGCGUGCUCGUAGCGCGAAGGAUCGGAUCGGCUAGUUUUUCAGCCUCGUACAGCCAGAGCCGAACCACCAGGCAGCGGCGCGAGAGGGUCGGGUCGGGUCGGGUCGAAUCUUAGCUUUUGAGUCAACCCGAAAACGAGGAUCGGGUCAAAUCUUCGCUUCUCGGAGGCAGUGGGUGCAGCGGCGUCUUCAGAGUAGCCUUUUGACCAGCGCUCGAAACGGCCCCGGCCCGGAUUGUUGCGCGGGUGCUGCGAACCCCCUCCUCUUCCCUCUAGUGCGAUCGGCGCCCAGUCCGCGCCAUGUCGUGGUGCACGAUCGAGUCGGAUCCAGGGGUCUUCACGGAGCUGAUGCAGCAGAUGCAAGUGAAGGGCGUGCAGGUGGAAGAGCUCUACAGCUUGGAUCUGGAUGCGCUCAAGCAGCUCAGCCCUGUCUAUGGUCUCAUAUUUCUCUUCAAGUGGCGCCCGGGGGAGCUUGACACGCGCCCCACUGUGCCCGAUUCCGCUGCUCCUGACGUCUUCUUCGCCAGUCAGGUGAUCAGCAACGCAUGUGCCACCCAAGCGAUCAUCUCCAUUCUCCUCAACGCCUCCAAUCGAAUCGACAUCGGCCCCGAGCUCUCCACCCUCCGCGAUUUCACCCGGGACUUUCCCCCCGAGCUGAAGGGCCUCGCGAUCAACAACAGCGAGGCCAUCCGCGCCGCCCACAACAGCUUCAGCCGCCCGGAAGCCAUAGUAGCUGCCGAGGAGGCCCGGGCGGCAGAAAAGGACGACGACGUGUAUCAUUUCAUCAGCUACGUGCCGAUCAACGGGGUGCUCUACGAGCUGGACGGGCUCAAGCCCGGACCUAUCCGGCUCGGGGAGAUCCCAGACUCGGGAGGAGCUUCGGGUGGUGGCCCGGGAGGGGAGGCUGGGACAGAGGGGAAAACAGACGUUAAGGUAGAAGGAGGCGUGGGAGGAGGCGGAGGAGGAGGUAAGGAAGGUUCUGGGAAGGAGGAGGAUGACAUGGCGUGGCUGCGCAUGGUGCAGCCGGUGAUUCAGCAGCGCAUCGAGAAGUACGCGGAGAGCGAGAUUCGGUUCAACCUCAUGGCCGUGGUUCGGAACAGGAAGGAGGCUUUGGAGGAGAGGCUCGGGGAGCUGAGGGAGAGGAAAGGCGCUGUGGUGGGGGAGAUGGAGAGGAGAGGGGGAGGGGGAGGGGAAGGGGGGAUGGAGGUGGACGGUGGGGAUGGGGGGAAGGAUAUGCGGGCGUUGGAGGCGGAGCUGGCGGAUAUUGAAAUGCAGAUGGCGCACGUGCAAGACUCGAUAGCAGGCGAGGAGGAGAAGUACCGGAGGUGGAGGACGGAGAACAUUCGCAGAAAGCACAACUACAUCCCCUUCCUCUUCAACUUCCUCAAGAUCCUCGCCGAGAAGAAACAGCUCCGGCCGCUCAUUGAGAGAGCACGGCAAUCAGCCUAAAUUUGAGAUGUCUCAAAAGUAAAUCACAGUAGUACUACAUCACAUGUUUCUCUUCAGCUUCAGCCGCUUAUUGAGAGAGCAAGGCAAUCAGCUUAGCUUCAAGCGUAAGGUAACUCGUACUAUCGUAUCAUUCCACAAAGAGGCACGAGUACAAAUAUGUCCAGUCCUCAUUGUAUGUGGCCUAUACCCUUAUUGUUUGGAGUUGAAUUAAGG